Phyllotreta striolata is the source of this 2812-nucleotide messenger RNA. NCBI's taxonomy places the organism in Eukaryota, Metazoa, Arthropoda, Insecta, Coleoptera, Chrysomelidae. The record is from the annotation of a GenBank genome assembly.
UGUAAUGGAAAUUUCAGUUCCUGAAUGACCGUUAGCGAGUAUUUUAUUUACAAAAAAAAUGGUGGAAACCGGCAGUUACGAUGUUACGAACAACAGGCGGAGGAAAGACACGUCUUUCAAAAGCUUCAUAUGCGCUUUAUUGGCCUUCUUGGCUUUGCUGAUUUUAAUUUCGUUGUUGUUGUGGUCUUUGGGCAGUAAAAGUACAAGAAGCAGCGAUUUGACAUCAGCAAGCGCAUUUUCUUUUCGGAAUGGCAACAAAACACAAACAACCGAAGCUACUACGGAAGCAACAACAAUUAGACCAACAACAAAAACCAAAGGUAACAUUGUAAUGAAAACAACAACAGAAACACACACCACUUUUAAUACCACCACUCAAACACCUUCUACAACACAAUCGGUCGAAUCCACUGCAGAAGAAACAACAACAAACACAACAAUCUCAAAGAGUGAGAAACUGAUAGUUUUGAUCACUAAUACAACUGAUGCAACAUUCACUGAUACAACUGAUGCAACAUUCACUGAUGUAACUAAUGCAACAUUCACUGAAACAACUGAUGCAACAUUCACACCAGAAACAAACACCACAACUCAACAAGACGAAACAUCAACCGUUCAAAUCAACACUACUCCAACAACUACUCCAACACCAACUGAAACACCCAGUACUUCAGUACCGGAUGUAUCAACUACUGUUUCAGAACAACCUUCAACAAACCCAGACUACACAUCCAUCGGUGAAGCCGAUAUAACGCUGGACGAUUUAAUAACCAAAACUCCCAAUCAAGUUCCAGCGCCCAUCGUCCCUCCUGUUCCCACAACGUGCAACAAUGGCGUGUGCAAGAGGGCCGCCUCGUCCAUGCUGGCCACGAUGAGUCACGAGGACAAGCUGGACAAAUGCGAGGAUUACUACAAGUUCAUAUGCGAAGGGCCGCAGAAGCACGACGACAGCGCCUUCUUCCGUCACAGCUUCAAAGGUUUCGCGAAGAAAAUCGGCCAGGUGGAGGCUGCCUCGCCCGACCACAUGCGGUUCUUCGCCGAUUUCUACAACAGCUGCAAUCGAUUCGGCGAUUCUCUCGAUAGACUGCGGCGCCUCGAUUUCCUUAAGGGAACUGAAGGAGCAAGUUUGACUGAAGCGGUGAAAACGUCAGUAUUGAGGCAGACGUUUCCUUUCUUCGAUAUCGGCCUGAACGUGGAUCGCAAGAAUUUUAUUCUGGAGAUAACGUUACCGGGACUGACGUAUUUCAAAACGACGUUAGACGAUUGGUCGUUGAUCCAACGGCUACAAGAACAAUGCAUUAACGAACAAGCCGAUAAAAUUGAGCAGUACACCGUGGAAUUAGAUAAAAUAUCCGAUGGAAUUAAAACUUGCGUUGCGGAGAAAACGGAGAAAUACGUCGCUGAAUUUGUUGAUGAGAUGAAAAAAUUAUCAGUGCUGCCCGGAUUGAAAUUCCUUGAUGAUAACGUUAAAGCUGGAACAGCAUCAGAUGAUCUUAAGGAAAUCUUGAAUGCGGUCCAGGAUGGUUUAGCAGCAUACAGAAGCAGCAACUCCAAGAAAAUAAAACCGAUCACUUUGGGCGAUUUAAAGGGAAAAUACGACUUCGGUUUGGACUGGAUUGAAUUCUUCAAAGGCAUCAUGAACAUGGCUGUCAUCGAUGAUAGCACUGUGGUGUAUUUUUCCGAGAACCUGGACGGAGUUUUUAAUAAAUUAGUCGAGAAAAAAGCCAAUCUAAAGCAGUUGGUGGAUUUGUGGUACAACUUAGAGUUGUACAAAAAUAUCGUUAUAGAAAAAGAAGUGGACAACAGAGGUUACCAAUGUUUGGAAACCGUUACUCAGCUAAUGCCUGAAGUGGCCUCCUUCAUAAUAGCCGAGCUGAAUGCCAACAAAAAGGACUUGUACAAGGAAGUCCGGGAAAUAAUAAUAGGGCAGACCGUCAGUAUUUACACGUCCUUCAUAAUGGCCAACAUGACGGAGAGUUCAGCUAAAAUUCUCCAGGACAGAUUACCAGAAGUCAGAAUACAACAUCCGGAAGUCAAAGUAAUCGAGGAUUCGAAUUAUGCUGGCAUCUUCGAUUUCAAGGACCCUUAUCCAAAGAAAUUAACAGACUUACUCGAGCAUUUUAGGAAAUCCCUGUUUUCCUUGUACGACACGCCCAUUUCAGGCGAAGAAUUGUUAAAGUACUUUAUCAACGCGUUCGCAACCAAGCCUCAGACGUACCCACCUUCCAGAGUAAUAGCUUACCAGCCGGGAUUUUUGUACGGGAAAUCCACGAAGUUGCCAACCUACGUGAAACUGGCGAAGCUCGGGCUGCCCGUGGUGAUGCAACUGUCCAAGCACUUCACGAAAAACGACUUCGAGAAGCCAUUGGAAGAUAGGGAGAGGAAAGUGUACGAGCAAAUGGAGAAAACCUUCAACACGGAGUACCUGAUGAACAAAAUUAAAUACACAGUGGAGAAUAUCGAUUUCGAAAUCGAGGAUUCAACCGGGAAUCAUCUGAAUUACGAUAGUAUAUUCGCCGAGAAUAUGGCGUUUAGAUUGGAGACGGAUGCGUUCGAGAAGGACGAAAAUUUAGAGUAUUUACCUUUUCUGCAGGACUUUGAUAGAGCACAAUCCUUCAUUGUUAUCGCUUUACAAGAAUACUGUGACAAAAAUACUCUACCAGAUUUCAUCGGGGAUUACUACAAGAGGCUCCUUCCUGCUCCGAUCAAGUUCAGAAAUAUCUUGAAGAAUUCGGAGUUCUAUUCCAAGUCGUUUAAUUGUACAGAUACUUUUGAACGCAAACAGUUUCCUUAUAUAAAUCCUACUCCUUAA